UUCUCAAAAACUACGCGAGUUUCUUCUCCGGGUGAAGUCUUUAACGACGACAGCAAAGCUUGUCGUUGUCAUCUUUGGCUGGUUUGCUUCAUUUACAAUCAUGGCGGGCUUCUAAGGACGUGAUUUCUAAUACGAAGACAACUCUGAUUCCGAUCUAACAGCAUUCGCUUAAACAAUCGAGGAAGAAAACGGUAUCAUUUCACGUCUUCAAUCAAGCCACUUCUUCGAUUUUGAUCUUUUUGUAUGGUGAAAAAAUGGCGAGAAUCCGAGACAGGACUGAGGAUUUCAAAGAUUCUGUGCGCCAGACGGCAGUUUCUCUUGGAUACAACGAGUCCAAAUUGGCCGCCAUUUUGGCUUCUUUUAUAAUCCAAAAACCUCGACAACGGUCACCGUUUAGUAAAGCUGCGGUCAAAACGCUUGAGAGCAUUGGCCAGUUGGAAAAGUUCUUGUUGAAGCACCGGAAGGAUUAUGUGGAUCUACACCGAACUACUGAACAUGAGAGGGAUAGCAUUGAACAUGAAGUCACUGCUUUUAUUAAAACAUGCAAAGAACAAAUUGAUAUACUUAAGAAUAACAUAAAUGAUGAGGAAGCAACCUCAAAAGGAUGGCUGGGGAUUAAGGCUGAUAGACCCAAUGCUGAUACCAUAGCGCAUAAACAUGGAGUGGUUCUGAUUUUAAGUGAGAAACUUCACUCAGUUACAUCUCAAUUUGAUCAGCUAAGAGCCAUACGCUUCCAAGAUGCUAUUAACAAAGCAAUACCGAGAAGAAAGCUUAAUCGGGCUGCAACUUCAAGUUCUACAGAGACCUCUAAAAUAAACCAUUCAGAUCUCAGGGAACCUGACGAAAUUCAACCUGAGCCUGUCAGAGUAAAACAGCAACUGCUAGACGAUGAAACUCGUGCCCUUCAGGUAGAGUUGACGAGUCUUCUAGAAAACGUCCAAGAAACUGAAACUAAAAUGGUGGAAAUGUCUGCAUUAAAUCACCUCAUGUCCACACAUGUUCUGCAACAAGCACAACAAAUCGAGUUUCUAUAUGACCAGGCUGUCGAAGCUACAAAGAACGUAGAGUACGGUAACAAGGAGUUGUCACAAGCUAUCCAGAGGAAUAGCAGUAGCAGAACCUUUCUUUUGCUGUUUCUGUUUGUACUUACUUUUUCGAUCCUCUUUCUUGAUUGGUACAGUUAAGUGGAUCAACUAUAAGUAUCACAUAAUUGUUAUGUAAUUUAACACACAAAGGAAAUUACUUUAUUUUCCUUGUGGUUUUGAAGUAGGAGGGGAGUAAAUAGAUUUACAUUUACGCAGAGUGACUCAGAAUCUUGUAUUUUCCAUUUAUUUGAAAAGUAAAAAUCUCAAGUUCAGUUCUGCUUUA
Messenger RNA from Tripterygium wilfordii, 1368 nucleotides. Its product is annotated as syntaxin-81-like. The record is from RefSeq and is a predicted model, not a curated record. Gene Ontology annotation, biological process: retrograde vesicle-mediated transport, Golgi to endoplasmic reticulum. The transcript has 7 exons. Lineage: Eukaryota; Viridiplantae; Streptophyta; Magnoliopsida; Celastrales; Celastraceae. The coding region runs from base 255 to 1184 and encodes 309 amino acids. Gene Ontology annotation, cellular component: endoplasmic reticulum; SNARE complex; membrane.